AUGGGGCCCAGGACAGGACAACAUCACAUCCACACCUUCAACUACGCCAUCCACACCUACAACUACGGCAAGCACACCUUCAACUACGCCAUCCACACCUACGGCAAGCACACCUUCAACUACCACACCUUCAACUACGGCAAGCACACCUUCAACUACGGCAAAAACACCUACAACUACAGGAAGCACACCUUCAACUACGGAAAGCACACCUUUAACUACGCCAUCCACACCUACAACUACGCCACCCACACCUACAACUACGGGAAGCACACCUUCAACUACCACAACUACACCAUCCACACCUUCAACUACACCAUCCACACCUACAACUACACCAUCCACACCUUCAACUACGGCAAGCACAACUACCACACCUUCAACUACGGGAAGCACACCUACAACUACGCCAUCCACACCUUCAACUACACCAUCCACACCUACAACUACGCCAUCCACACCUUCAACUACGCCAUCCACACCUACAACUACACCAUCCACACCUUCAACUACGCCAUCCACACCUUCAACUACGGAAAGCACAACUACACCAUCCACACCUUCAACUACGCCAUCCACACCUUCAACCUCGCGCCAUCCACACCUUCAACUACGCCAUCCACACCUUCAACUACGGCAAGCACACCUUCAACUACGGGAAGCACACCUACAACUACGCCAUCCACACCUUCAACUACACCAUCCACACCUACAACUACGCCAUCCACACCUUCAACUACGCCAUCCACACCUACAACUACACCAUCCACACCUACAACUACGCCAUCCACACCUUCAACUUCAACUACGCCAUCCACACCUUCAACUACACCAUCCACACCUUCAACUACGCCAUCCACACCUACAACUACACCAUCCACACCUUCAACUACGCCAUCCACACCUUCAACUACGCCAUCCACACCUUCAACUACGCCAUCCACACCUUCAACUACGGCAAGCACACCUUCAACUACGGGAAGCACACCUACAACUACGCCAUCCACACCUUCAACUACACCAUCCACACCUACAACUACGCCAUCCACACCUUCAACUACGCCAUCCACACCUACAACUACACCAUCCACACCUACAACUACGCCAUCCACACCUUCAACUACGCCAUCCACACCUACAACUACACCAUCCACACCU
Messenger RNA from Clupea harengus (Atlantic herring), 1158 nucleotides. RefSeq names its product DNA-directed RNA polymerase II subunit RPB1-like. The record is from RefSeq and is a predicted model, not a curated record. Lineage: Eukaryota; Metazoa; Chordata; Actinopteri; Clupeiformes; Clupeidae. The annotation marks the transcript as partial. The transcript has 6 exons.